Molecule: messenger RNA, 2317 nt
Organism: Lutzomyia longipalpis
Lineage: Eukaryota; Metazoa; Arthropoda; Insecta; Diptera; Psychodidae
Product: venom allergen 5-like
Exons: 1
Coding region: 1163-1918 (251 amino acids)
Source: RefSeq, a predicted model, not a curated record
CUCCAAUAUAUGGCUAGUUUUUUUUCACGAGAAGGGGAUUAUUAAGACAAUUUUGUGUGAGUAUUUCACCUUUUCCGGGGCUCGGUAUGGCAAUUAAAAAAUUAAUGGUUUCUUGGAGGUUUAUCGUCUUUUUUUUUCGUCUUGUUGUGUUUGGGUCGUUGUGUAAUGAAAUCUCAACGAAUUUGAGGGUCUUUCGAGGGGUGUGUACGGGGCAUAGAAGGGGGGAAAUGUGAGUAAAUGAGAUAGAUGGAAAAUUGUUGUAGAAUGAAAAUAAAAGAAUCAUCCAACAGUCACCGAUAUUAAAGGUAGAAAAUAAUGCAAAAGAAUAAAAAUUGUGUGGAAUAUUGAAAGAAGACACAAAACUUCCAAUGAGAUAACCCAUAAAGGGGUACUAAAUACAUGAAAAAGAGAGAAAGAAGAUGAGCAAAAGAACUUUCAGUGUUUCGGUAAAUGAUUUUGCUCAUUCAACGGAACGGUGACGGUAUAAGACAAUCAAAUAAGAAAAGAAGAAAAAAUAGGCAGAGAAUGAGCAAAAAAAACAAGUCAAAAUUUUUAUAUACAUUACUUGAAUAUUGUGUGAGAUAUUCUCAUAUUGUUUGCCAGCCCAUAAACUCGAAGGGGAAACUCAAAGAGAGUGAAAAUCUUUGCUGUAUGAUGGUUCAACGUAUUGCUCUAUUAUGACGCGUUUCUUUAGAGAGAAAAUUGCCCCCUCAUCAGUGAGGUCAGACUCUGUGUGAGGGACAUGAAGUGCAUUAGCUUUUCUCAUUGCGUUUGAGACUGUAAAAAACAUUUGCAAAUUGCGGAAAAUUCCUUGACAAUUUCGGCGGGGGAUCAAUGGCCACAGCAGAGAUGUGCCAACUCACCUUGCUCUAAAGGAAAAUUUUCUCUGAUAUUUGCCAAAAUGUUUAUUUCAAUUUACGAAGGCUGAUUAAUGCCCGUGUCCUCUGGAAAGUUUAAUUAAAUAUUUUUUUUUAGUGCGGGAAAAGCCAAGAAAUUUGCGCGAAUUUUUUUCUUUGUUGUUUGAGAGUAAUUUAGCCUCUGCAGAGGUUAGACCGGGGGUUAGAGUUUUUUGUAUAAAAAUGAAAAGUAUACCCUCUGUGAAUUAUCAGUUCUUGUUAGAACAUCAAAGUGGAACCAAGUAGAGCAAGAAAAGUGAGAAAAAAUGUGGAAAUUUGUGAUUUUUCUUUUUGUGGGAGUUGGUGCUCAGUCAAACAUCAAUUGGUGCAAUAUGAAGACACAGUAUUGCAGAGGACUGGAUCAUAUUGCCUGCGAACCGAAUAACUUUCCAUAUGCAACAGGUGUGAGGAAUAUUCAGAUUGUUCCAAUGACUGAUGCCAUCAAGACAGCAAUUGUAGAUCGUCACAAUUUCUAUCGAAGCAGGAUUGCAAAAGCCGGAGAAUCAGGCGUUCCAGGUGCAGCAAAAAUGGAGAAGAUGGUGUGGAAUAAUGACUUAGCCUAUGUGGCUGAGCAACAUGCAAAGCACGCUAACUUCCAGCACGAUGACUGCAGAUCCUUCACAACUUUUCCCAAUUCUGGACAAAAUUUAGCCUCUGGCUCCUCCUCAGCUCCCUUCUCCUCUCUCGUUGAUAACAUUCAGACGCACAUUGAUUUGUGGUACGGAGAGGUGGCAGCCAUAAAGGAUAAACUUAAAUGUAUUGAUUCCUUCACCCUCACCGACAACUGUCUCGAUGCAGGACAUUUUACAGUGAUGGUCAAAGAUGUCAAUAAUGCAGUUGGAUGCUCUGCUGUAACAUUUGAGCAGCAAUACGGCACAAGGUGGUUUUACAGCCUCCUAACAACAUGCAACUAUGCCGAUACUAACGUUAUAAAUCAACGUAUCUACAACACCGGAACUUCCUGUUCCGCCUGCGCUUCAGUUAAAAAAUCCUGUGAAUCAUCAUCAGGGUUGUGUGUUUGAAAAGUAAAUAAUUUUAUUUUUUUCAAGCAUAUUUCCUGAAUGUUUCGAAAUAAUUUCGAGGCUCUCACUUGCUAUUUAAUUCCUGUAUUUACCUAUUUAACAAGUGCCAAACUUUUUUACAAGAAACGUAGGAAAAUUUCUUGGAAAUUGUGAAAGAAAUGUGCGGAAUUUUUGAUUAUUUGCUUCGUAUCACGUAGAUAAAUUUAAAAAGUCGAAGAUAAUAUGAUAUUGGUAGUAUGCUCGUAUUUUAUUUUUAUUUUAAGAAUUUUUAAACUUCUAAUCUUAUUUAAAGAGAAGUUUUAGAUAGAGUUUGAGUUUUUUUUAAUUGAAAUAUUAUUGAUUUAUUAUUUAGUUUGUAUGUAAAAUAGAAAUUAAAAAAAAAAACAAACAAAAUAUUAA